CAUUAACAUCAUACUUUCAUUCCUUCAUCCAAAUCUACAUAGUUGAUCUCUCUUUCUGCAAAAGCAUCUCCACUAUGGCCGGAGGGAAGAAGACGAAGGCUUCCAAGAAGAAAAGCACCGUCGAAGCCUCAAGCUCUGCGCCUAAACCAUUCCCCUAUCUCGAUGGAUCCUUCUUGGAGUUCGGGUCGGAGGAGGAACUCACCCGGUUCCUCACGCACUUUGCCAAGCGUCCUAUUUCUCCGCCUAAGGUGCUGCCCGAGUUAUACCCUCAACAAAAGGGGUACCACGACCUCGACAAUCAACUUCAAGCGUCGGGUCUGUGGUCGUUUGUCUCCAGGAGCCGUCAAUCCUACAAUCCCGCCUUUGUCCGGGCCUUCUACUCCAAUCUCCGCCGUGACGGGGACACCAUCCGCAGCAGCAUCAAUCUCUAUGACAUAGAGAUUGAUUUGCCUACCUUUGCUCGGGUCGCAGGGCUGCCCAUCCGCGGUGACGACAUCGCGACAUAUGGUGCCCCACCGGACAAGCGCCUCCUCCUCUACAUCAUCACCCGGAUUCUUCGCCCCCGAGACAGCAACCAUACCUCGGUCUUCAACGAGGAUUUGAAGGCGAUUCAUGCAAUCAUCCACGACGCCUCCAUCAAUUGGGCAAAAUUUGUCAUGAUACACAUGGCGGAUUGCGCCUCACUCGCCACCGAGCGGAGCUUGCCGUACGCCUUCCUCAUCAUGGACAUCAUCGUCUCCGCCGAUAUCCACAUCGCCGGGCCAGACACGAAGAUGACAAAGCUUUGGAUGAUCGCCGACACCACCUUCCGAAAGAAGUCUGGAAACAGAGACGGCGCAGGCCCAAGUCGUGCACCAGCCCCCGCUCCCGCCAAGGCCUCUUUGCAAUCCAUAGCCGAUACCCUGAAUCGGCUAACCCUCACAGUGGAUGGCAUGGGGCAGUCAAUCGAGCGGAUGGACUGGACGUUGCAACGCCAACACCACGACAUGAUGGCAUACUUCCGUGGCGUCAACUAUGUUCCGCCACCUUUCGACAGCACCAUUCUCGGCCAAAACUUUGAAGUCGAGGAUGAGGACGACGACUCCUACGCUCCGUCCUCCUCCCCCGACGAGGCCGACUUUGAAGAUGCGGUCGACAGUGAUCCUAUGGACGUCGAGGACGACGGGGAUGCCGACACCGACUCCUAGAAUCUUCUUUCUUUUAAUAUGAUUGUAUUUUUUUUUAUUAUUUCCAUUCCGUUGUAUUCCGCAUUUCCCUUUUCAUGAAUAAAAAUUACUUUUAAAUCUUUUUGUUAAUGUCAAAAGAGGGAAGAUAUAAAGGUUAUGCAUUAAU
Molecule: messenger RNA, 1332 nt
Organism: Cuscuta campestris
Lineage: Eukaryota; Viridiplantae; Streptophyta; Magnoliopsida; Solanales; Convolvulaceae
Source: the annotation of a GenBank genome assembly